CCCCCCGUGUCCCCAAUGGCGACCGUCAAGUCUGAACUUAUGAAGAACCUGACUUCCGAGGUGGCCGUUCCCCACAGUAAGGUCUCCAUUAUAGGGACUGGGUCGGUGGGCAUGGCCUGUGCCAUCAGCAUCCUGCUGAAGGGCCUGAGCGACGAGCUGGCCUUGGUGGACAGUGCGGAGGGCAAGCUGAAGGGCGAGACCAUGGAUCUGCAGCACGGCAGCCCGUUUGUGAAGAUGCCGAACGUGGUCGCCAGCAAGGACUACCUGGCCACUGCCAACUCCAACCUCGUGAUCAUCACGGCAGGUGCGCGCCAGGAAAAGGGGGAGACGCGCCUCAAUCUAGUCCAGCGAAACGUGGCCAUCUUUAAGUUGAUGAUUCCUAACAUUGUCCAGUACAGCCCUCACUGCAAGCUGAUUGUUGUUACCAACCCGGUGGAUAUCUUAACUUACGUAGCUUGGAAGUUGAGUGAAAUCCCCAAAAGCCGCAUUCUCGGCAGUGGUUGUAAUCUGGACACUGCUCGUUUCCGUUUCCUGAUUGGGCAGAAGCUGGGGAUCCACCCCGAAAGCUGCCACGGGUGGGUCCUUGGAGAGCACGGAGACUCGAGCGUUCCCGUGUGGAGUGGAGUGAACGUCGCGGGCGUCCCUCUGAAGCAGCUGAACUUGGAUAUCGGGACCGACAAAGACCCCGAGCAGUGGAAAGAGGUCCACAAAGAUGUGAUCGCCAGCGCCUACGAGAUUAUUAAAAGGAAAGGCUAUACUAAUUGGGCCAUCGGCCUUUCUGUGGCUGAUUUAACGGAAAGUGUUUUGAAGAACCUUAGGAGAGUGCAUCCAGUGUCCACCAUUGUUAAGGGUCUCUAUGGAAUCAAUGAAGAGGUGGCCCUCAGUGUGCCCUGCGUCCUGGGAGAGAAUGGCAUCGCGGCCCUCAUAAAGGUCACCCUGACCCGAGAGGAGGCGGCUUGCCUGAAGAAGAGCGCGGAGACCCUGUGGGAGGUGCAGAAGGGCCUCAAGUUCUGA
Messenger RNA from Pteronotus mesoamericanus, 1014 nucleotides. Its product is annotated as L-lactate dehydrogenase A-like 6B. Gene Ontology annotation, biological process: lactate metabolic process; pyruvate metabolic process. Gene Ontology annotation, cellular component: cytoplasm. The coding region runs from base 16 to 1014 and encodes 332 amino acids. Gene Ontology annotation, molecular function: L-lactate dehydrogenase (NAD+) activity. NCBI's taxonomy places the organism in Eukaryota, Metazoa, Chordata, Mammalia, Chiroptera, Mormoopidae. The transcript has a single exon. The record is from RefSeq and is a predicted model, not a curated record.